Pestalotiopsis fici W106-1 is the source of this 408-nucleotide messenger RNA. Its product is annotated as Histone H2A. The coding region runs from base 1 to 408 and encodes 135 amino acids. The transcript has 3 exons. Gene Ontology annotation, molecular function: protein heterodimerization activity; structural constituent of chromatin; DNA binding. Gene Ontology annotation, cellular component: nucleosome. NCBI's taxonomy places the organism in Eukaryota, Fungi, Ascomycota, Sordariomycetes, Amphisphaeriales, Sporocadaceae. The record is from RefSeq and is a predicted model, not a curated record.
AUGACUGGAGGCGGCAAGUCCGGCGGCAAGGCCAGCGGUUCCAAGAACGCUCAAUCCCGAUCCAGCAAGGCUGGUCUCGCCUUCCCCGUUGGUCGUGUCCACCGUCUGCUCCGCAAGGGCAACUACGCUCAGCGUGUCGGUGCCGGUGCUCCCGUCUACCUCGCCGCUGUUCUCGAGUACCUCGCCGCCGAGAUUCUCGAGUUGGCUGGUAACGCUGCCCGUGACAACAAGAAGACCCGUAUCAUCCCCAGACAUCUUCAGCUGGCCAUCAGAAACGAUGAGGAGUUGAACAAGCUGCUCGGACACGUCACCAUCGCACAAGGUGGUGUCCUGCCCAACAUUCACCAGAACCUUCUGCCCAAGAAGACCGGCAAGCCUGGCAAGAACGCUGGUUCUCAGGAGUUGUAG